AUGAAGAUGUUGCUUGGUAUCACAAAUGAGCUCUCACGUGUCCUUCAAACAAAGGGUCUUAAUAUUGUUAUUGCACUUGAGCUUAUUCAUGAUGUGAAGUCUAGAUUGAACACCUUGAGAGAAAGUGGCUGGGAUGACUUAUUUGAAGAAGCAAAACAGUUUUGUGUAGCAAAGAGUAUUGUAGUCCCAGAUAUGUCUGCAGAGAUACCAGUGAGGGGUCGUUCAAGGCGUGAUGGAAUUACUGUCACUAAUCUUCAUCAUUAUCGUGCUGAAAUUUUCUAUGUUCUUGUUGACAAAAUAUGUGCUGAGAUGAAUAAUCGGUUUAGUGAAGCAACUACGGAGGUAUUAUUGUGCUUCUCUUGUCUUGAUCCAAGUAACUCUUUCUCCAAGUUUGAUGUCAACAAGCUUGCAAGACUUGCUGAAAUAUAUGAUGCUGAUUUCUCUGAUCAUGACCGUGGAAUAAUAAGGGAACAACUUGAGACAUAUGUUCUUCAAGUGAGGAGACAUGCUGCCUUUGCUAAUUGUACAGAUAUUGAAAAUUUGGCCACAAAGAUGGUUGCAACAGAAAAGCAUUUAGUUUUUCCAUUGGUGUACAAGCUCAUUGAAUUGGCAUUGUUAGUGCCGGUAUCAACUGCUACUGUGGAAAGGCUCGUCAAAUUUUCUGGGUCCGCCACUGCCCUCGAGACGAUGCGGCGUGACGCCGGUGGCCACGAUGUCCCGCUCGUGGCCGCCGCGCGGCCGCCCCACGGCCCAAUCUUGACGAGCCCCUCCAUUCGAUAG
Molecule: messenger RNA, 780 nt
Organism: Sorghum bicolor (sorghum)
Lineage: Eukaryota; Viridiplantae; Streptophyta; Magnoliopsida; Poales; Poaceae
Exons: 4
Coding region: 1-780 (259 amino acids)
Source: RefSeq, a predicted model, not a curated record